This is a messenger RNA of Lycium ferocissimum, 1460 nucleotides long. RefSeq lists its product as uncharacterized. Bases 206 to 1222 code for a protein of 338 amino acids. The record is from RefSeq and is a predicted model, not a curated record. NCBI's taxonomy places the organism in Eukaryota, Viridiplantae, Streptophyta, Magnoliopsida, Solanales, Solanaceae. The transcript has 5 exons.
CGAAAUCUCAAACUCUCUAAAAAUUGCUUUUGUGUUAUCUGAAAUAAACAGAUAAAACUUUUCUUCUUCGAAAAGGCAAUUCAUCACCGCCAAAAGAAAAACCCUUGUAUAGGUUACACGUAUUUACACCUUACCUCUAUCUUGCGCUCUCUUGGAGAAGUAAUGACCUUGAUUGCUAGAUGAUUGCACGUGCAAGGUGGAGAUAAUGGCAUUAGCAACCCAUCAUUUGCAGGGUUCUUAUAGAACAUGUCCUUUGAGUCCAUCUUCGUGGACUACUGGGGACAAAUUGAGACAUUCUGUAGCAAAAGUUCCUGUUGGCCAGAAAGAUAAUUUCAUAUCACUGAAGUGCAAAUCUUGUUUGAGAAUAGGGGCUCCUCUAGUCCUUAAACCAAAAGGAAAAUCCUUGAAGAUCUCAGCUUUCAAGAGCAACAACCAAAAUGAGUCUGGAGGCAGAGUCAGCGGGACAAAAUCCCUGAAGAACUCAGUAAAACUUUCUUAUGUACCACAUGAGAGUGAAGAAACCUCUGUGGAAUCUCCACGGGCACAAAAUGUUCCGAUUUCUUACCCCGCGGAAGCAGACGAGACUACAAGUUAUUCUGCCAUACAAAACAUAUUUAAGAGCUGGUUAACAUUGUUGCGUACACCUCCACCAAACCAAGUUACGCAUGAAACGGUGGAAGAGCCAUAUACCACAGAAACGUCAGAAACACAAAAGAUGGUACAAGAGAAAGAAAGAGGUUUCAUAAAGGCGGUCUGGUGCUACUUUCUGAGUCUGGAUGCAACAAUAAAGAUACCUGUAUUGACAUUUGUUCCUUUGUAUGUUGGUGUUACUCUAGUAAAUGGAGCUGAAGUAUCUAAAGAGUUGACCCCUCUCUGGAUUCUUGGACCAUUGAUUCUUGCUUUGUAUGUUAAGAUGCUCCGGGGCAUAUGUGCACUCUAUGUAUUCAGCAUCAAGCAGACGGUUAACGUGGUCAAGAACUUGCCUAGGUAUUCCCUAUUAGCCUAUGACUAUGUUGCUCGCGGGAAGCUCAAAGAACAUAUUAGAGCGCUUUUGCUGCAACCGUUGGUAGAUAUAAAGAACUUGGAUUACAAAGAGGCAGCGAAAAGAAAGACGAAGGAUAUACAAGUGUACUUGGUGGAGAAGUACCUGGACUAUGUUGAAUCAAUAUGGCCAUAUUACUGCAGAACGAUCAGGUUUCUGAAGAGGGCAAAUCUAAUCUAGGUGUAAGACUAUUAUAUCUUUCCAAUAUUCUGUCAACGGAAAAGCACAUUCAAAUACGGAAUAUUUUUUGUUUAGUCUUCUCCUUUACUUGUAUAAUUUUUUGUAAGCAGUGCCUUUAGGAAUCGUCUGUUGAGAACCCCCAGUUUGGGCUGGGGUUCUCCUCGAGAGCAGAAAGACAGGUUUCUGUUGUAACUUAGUGGACAUCUGAAAGUGGGUUGCAUGCGUUUUUUGUUGUGGA